Messenger RNA from Dictyostelium discoideum AX4, 1374 nucleotides. RefSeq lists its product as hypothetical. The transcript is spliced from 3 exons. NCBI's taxonomy places the organism in Eukaryota, Evosea, Eumycetozoa, Dictyosteliales, Dictyosteliaceae. The coding region runs from base 1 to 1374 and encodes 457 amino acids. The record is from RefSeq and is a predicted model, not a curated record.
AUGAAAAUUUCAAUUUUAUUAAUUAUCUGUAUAAUUUAUUUAUCAAUUUCAAAUGUUAAAUCAUAUGGAGAAUCUGAUAAUUCUGGUUAUCCAAAUUAUCAAGAAAGAGAAGCUCACACAAUGAUGAAUGUUGUUCGUCAAUUGCCAACAAAAUAUAGAGAUACUUUUAUGACUGGAUAUUCUGGUUACCAAAAUUUAUUUACCACAUCAACAGCUUUACCACCAACUACACCAGUUUAUUAUAAUCAAACAUUAGGUUAUCUUGCAAGAUCACACUCUUCAGAAAUGGGCAUUAAAGGUUAUUUUAGUCAUAACAGCUAUGAUGGAACUUCUUGGAGUACUCGUUUCGAUUCCUUUGUUGCCGGUUGUCAAUCUGCAGGAAAUUCAAUUGCUGAGAAUAUUGCAGCAGGAGGGGUAUCAGGAAUCGGAACAACUAGUCAAUUACUUUGUGAUGCUGUUUCUGGUGUUUGUGUAGUUGAUACAAGCUCUGAUGCUGGACACCGUAAGAAUAUAAUGGGAAACUAUAAAAUCGUUGGUAUUGGUUUUUACUAUAACUCAAGUAGUCAAUAUGGAAAUUAUUGGACCCAAGAUUUUGAUAAUGGUAUUUGUGGAUUACCAACUACUCCAAUUUAUUCAGGAUUCCAUACUUUCUUCUUUGGAGCAAAUGCACCAAAUUAUUAUUUAUCAUAUUAUAGUUCAACAGAUGCAGCAAGUAAAGUAUCAUUUAUUUUUGAAAAUGGAACAUCAAUUGAUAUGACAUUAUUUGGUGGUACAGCCAAUUCUGGUAUUUAUACAACUUCAACAGUUUAUCAAGUGUGUGCUAAAUAUUAUUUCUCUGUCACAAGUGCAAGUGGUAAAACAUAUAGGUAUCCAGAUACUGGUUAUUUACAAUUAACUAAAGCCAGUACAUGUGCUUCUUGGGUUGCCUCUUCAUCUAGUUCAACCACAUCUACUACAUCAACCUCAUCAACUACCUCCAAACCAACUACUACAUCAACCACAUCAACUACAUCAACAACAUCAACAACAUCAACUACCUCUAAACCAACAACUACAUCAACAACAUCAACUACAUCAACUACCUCUAAACCAACAACCACAUCAACUACAUCAACUACAUCAACUACAUCAACUACUUCCAAACCAACUACUACAUCAACCACAUCAACUACUUCCAAAACAACUACUGGUUCAUCAACAACAACAACUGGUUCAUCAACAACAACUGGUUCAUCAACAACCACAUCAUCACCAUCAACUACAGAUACUCAAACAGAAUCUCUUGAGGAUGGAUCAACACCAUCAAGCUCUAACACUGUAAAAUCAUCAUUAUUAAUUGUAUUGGUAUCACUUGUAUUAUUAAUUGCUUUCUAA